Vitrella brassicaformis is the source of this 1955-nucleotide messenger RNA. Lineage: Eukaryota; Vitrellaceae. The record is from the annotation of a GenBank genome assembly.
GAUCUGGCAGAGAGACGAUGGAGGAUUGUUUGCGGCUGCGCGGCCGCCGCGCCCCUGACAACUACGGCUACAGCUACCAUGGCGACUACAACCAGCACGUGCUGUGCGGCUCGGCGGUGUCGUCUGGUCAGGAGCCCAUCAAGCACACGACGCGGCCCAUAACAACCAGCUCCACAGUGAUAGGGCUCAAGUUCAAUGGCGGCACCAUCGUCAUGUCCGACACGGGAGGUCUGCCUGCCAGCGAAAACACACACACACAUACACACACACACACAAGACGAGGGCCGGGCCGGUCAGUGCAGCGUGCACAUGUGUCGGUGGUUUGUGUGUGUGUGUGUGCAGUGUGUUACGGUAACAUGCUUCGUUUCAAAAGUUGCGAGAGGUUCUGUCAGGUGGGCGACCGCACUGUGGUGGCGGCCAGCGGCGAGUACAGCGACUUCCAGUACCUCACGAGAGACCUCAAGGAGAUGGAGUGAGUUUGCAGACGCAGCAAAGACGACAUCAAACAAUGAGAAAAGCCCGCCGCUCAUCUGAUCUGCCCGCCUGUGUGUACUGAACUCAUCAGCACGAGGGACUGGGUGCAGGAGGAUGGUUGCUCGCGCGAGCCGUCGUCAAUCGCUGCAUACCUCGGUAUGCUCACGUGUGGCGCAACCGUGAUGGUGAUGGAUCAUAUGCGGCUGUCUGUGUGGCUGUGUGGGUGUGUGUGUCAUCGCGUCCCAGGUCGCACCUUCUACGGCCAGCGGAGCCGGCUGGACCCCUACUGGAACCAGAUGAUAAUGGCAGGAUGGCAGAAGACCUCCAAUGAGCCGUACACAUGACGCCGGAGAGAGGAGAGGAGAGGAAUGGACCAUGGGAUGUAUGUCUCUCUCUCUCUCUCUCUGUGUGUGUGUGUGUGUGUGCGCACAGGUAUCUGGGUUACAUUGACCUGUAUGGGACGACCUUCCCGGAGGACUACAUUGCAUCAGGUCAGUGACGGAAUGAGUCCAUCCAUCCAUCCAUCCAUCCGCGCUUUGGUAAGUGCCUAUCCUAUGCGUGUGUGUGUGUGUGUGCCGGGCUGCAGGGUUCGGCAGUUAUCUGGCCAUCCCGCUGCUGCGCAAGGAGUACCGACCAGACAUGACCGAGGAGUGAGUGAGGACAGAAGCCAUACACACACUUGCAGACAGACAGUCCACACACUGUGUGUGGACAUCUGGUGUGUGUGCAGUGAGGCCAAGGCGCUGCUGCAGAAGUGCUUCAUGGCCCUCUUCUACAGAGACUGCACCGGACUCUCUACCGUAAGUCAAUCAACACUGGCACCAGCCACCGACCACCUCGUCAUCUCAUGCGGCUGUUUCUUCCGCCUGUCAGGUGCAAUAUGCUGUGGCGACAUCCGCGGGCAUCCGGCUGAGCGACGUCUCCACACUCACACACAAAUGGUGCGGGGCGGUGCGCUGACCAGCGGCCAUGGUUCAACAGGUCCCUUGUCAUGUCACCCUCUGUUGCUUUUCCCUGUGUUGUUCCGUCCUUGCAUGUCUCUCAGGGACUACAAGCUGUGGCUGACGCCCACCUCGCAGCUGCCCGUGUCCGCGUCUUCCUGGUGAUCAAAAUGGAUGGCUGGAUGGCUGGAUGGAUGGAUGGAUGGAUCAGCGGCGGGGAGGGCAGGGGAGGGGCAGCCGCUGUUUUGGCCUUUGAUGAAGGACAAGAGGAGAGCCAGACUCGUUAAGUGUGACAUACAUACACUGAUAUCAGUUGAGCGUGCGUGUGCAGUGAAUGCGACGAGAGGUUCUCUCGUCGUCAGACGUGUGCGGCUGGUGUGUGUUGGGGGAUCGCCUCUCCCCCAACACACUCCAGCCACAGCCGUAUGAUGACGAGAGAAUCUCGAGCGAUAUCUAGCAUACAUACGUUCAUUCACCACAAGGUAUCCCUUUACCAGCCGACUGCACUGCACCGCGCCGCGCAACACAGCACAACACAAC